UACAGAGGAUAUUAUAGAUGUACACAUCGAUUCACACGAGGGUGUUUAGCGGUGAAGCAAGUACAAAAAUCAGAUGCAGACCCUUCGUGUUACGAAGUCAAGUACUUAGAGAGUCACACAUGUAACGGCAAUUUACUACUAUCAACCACCAAACACUCUGUUUCUUUGUCCAAAGAAGAAGAACGAAACAGAGUACCUAAGCUACAUCAUGUUAGAGAGCAAUCCGAAGAUACAAUCAAACAUAUGAAAUCUGAAGAAUUGAUGUUAAGUCUCGAUGACUUGGAAAACAAGAAGGAGAUUUUCAGAACGUUUUCAUUUUCAAAUCCCGAGACUGAGAAUACUACUGGCUGGAAAAAUCUGAUGGAGAAUUUUUCUCCUACAACAACAUCAGAAUCUGGAAUCACCAACGAGUUGAUAUCUGCGUCCUCUGCUUCUGUUGCAAAUUCACCCACCGAGGAUUCGUGUUUCUCUUCUUUGAAAAAUAUUCUCGAUUUAAGUUAUGAUUGAUCUUUGAUGUAAUAUAAGUAGCUCUGAUUUUGUAAAUUUGUAAUAGUAGAUUUCUUUGCUU
Messenger RNA from Camelina sativa (false flax), 568 nucleotides. NCBI's taxonomy places the organism in Eukaryota, Viridiplantae, Streptophyta, Magnoliopsida, Brassicales, Brassicaceae. The record is from RefSeq and is a predicted model, not a curated record.